AGCGCCCGGCUCGGCUACAAAAGCCUCCUGCCCCCCUUCCUCAGCAGUCGCUCCACCCACCACCCACACCAGAACCACAACAGAUUUCCAAUCGACUUAUCCUCAAGCCCACAACCCAAUCAGCCCCAAACAACAACAACAUCCAAUCUCCAUCAUGCCCUUCACUGCCUCUGACAUUUGCAAGAUCCUCCUGGCCAUCGUUCUCCCACCGCUUGGAGUUUUCCUCGAGCGAGGCUGCGUCGCCGAUUUUUGGAUCAACAUCUUGCUCACCAUUCUAGGUUACAUUCCCGGGAUCAUUCACGCCCUUUACAUCAUUCUCAAAUACUAGUUCCUAGGCUAAUUGCCCCCCCGCCAAAGUGCUACAGUGUCACGAUCGACUAAGUUUUUGUCUUUAGCCUUCCGGGGUCAAGUCAUCAUUUGUUUUCUCUUACCUCCAUUUCUCCUCAUGAAACUCUCUUGUGCGACGUCUUAUCCAUAAACGAUUUCAAGAUUUCAAUCUAUCUCCAGAAAUUAAUCUUACUGUGUCGCGUCCCCCUGCGUGUGCAUUACUCAACCUACCCGUUCUCGUGCCGUUUUGCCUCGUGAGACGUGGUUCUUUGCUCUUACCAUUGCUUCCA
This is a messenger RNA of Puccinia graminis f. sp. tritici CRL 75-36-700-3, 617 nucleotides long. RefSeq names its product plasma membrane proteolipid 3. Gene Ontology annotation, cellular component: membrane. The record is from RefSeq and is a predicted model, not a curated record. The transcript has 3 exons. Bases 155 to 328 code for a protein of 57 amino acids. Lineage: Eukaryota; Fungi; Basidiomycota; Pucciniomycetes; Pucciniales; Pucciniaceae.